Messenger RNA from Prunus armeniaca (apricot), 747 nucleotides. Lineage: Eukaryota; Viridiplantae; Streptophyta; Magnoliopsida; Rosales; Rosaceae. The record is from the annotation of a GenBank genome assembly.
AUGGCCAAAAUAGCAUUUGGGCGCUUUGAUGAUUCUUUCAGUUUGGGGUCCUUUAAGGCCUAUCUUGCAGAGUUCAUCUCAACCUUGCUCUUUGUUUUUGCAGGAGUUGGUUCAGCCAUUGCUUACAACAAGUUGACAUCCAAUGCUGCUCUUGAUCCUGCUGGGCUAGUAGCCAUUGCUUUAGCCCACGGCUUUGCUCUCUUUGUUGCAGUCUCAGUUGGCGCCAACAUCUCUGGUGGACAUGUGAACCCAGCUGUCACCUUUGGAUUGGCUCUUGGUGGCCAAAUCACUGUCCUCACUGGUAUCUUCUACUGGAUUGCCCAGCUUCUUGGUGCCAUUGUUGCUGCCUUCAUCCUCAAGUUCGUCACCGGAGGCUUGACAAUUCCCAUCCACAGUUUGGCUGCCGGAGUUGGAGCCAUUCAAGGAGUAAUCUUUGAGAUCAUCAUCACCUUUGCUUUGGUUUACACUGUGUACGCAACAGCAGCUGACCCCAAGAAGGGCGCAUUGGGCACCAUUGCCCCCAUAGCCAUUGGUUUCAUUGUUGGGGCUAACAUCUUAGCUGCCGGCCCAUUCUCCGGCGGAUCAAUGAACCCAGCUCGCUCUUUCGGGCCUGCCGUUGCUAGCGGCGACUUCCACGACAACUGGAUCUACUGGGUUGGGCCCCUGAUUGGUGGUGGGCUUGCUGGGCUUAUAUAUAGCAAUGUAUUUUUUCACACAGAGCAUGCACCCUUAGUUAGCGAGUAUUGA